Messenger RNA from Pipistrellus kuhlii (Kuhl's pipistrelle), 7772 nucleotides. RefSeq names its product HECT, C2 and WW domain containing E3 ubiquitin protein ligase 2 (gene HECW2). Gene Ontology annotation, biological process: regulation of dendrite morphogenesis. The transcript is spliced from 29 exons. The record is from RefSeq and is a predicted model, not a curated record. Gene Ontology annotation, molecular function: ubiquitin-protein transferase activity; protein binding. NCBI's taxonomy places the organism in Eukaryota, Metazoa, Chordata, Mammalia, Chiroptera, Vespertilionidae. Bases 570 to 5333 code for a protein of 1587 amino acids.
GCUGAUCGGGGACACGCCGCGCCGGGCCCGGCCGCCGAGCUGCGCCCGGACCCGGCGCCUCGGAGCGCGGGCGGGAGCCAUGGCUCCGCGCGUCCCCGCCGCCGCCGCCGCCGCUGCUGACUCGGCACAAUCCGCGGGGCGCGCGGGGGGCGCGGCGUAGCCGGCGGGCGGCGGCGCGGAGCGGCCCGGGAGCUGCCGGAGGGAGCGCGCCGGGUCCGUGGGUGCCGAGGACGAUGCCAGCACAAAGGCGGGCGCAGCCCCAGCCCGCGGCGGGGGGCGGCGGGGAUGGCCGCUGAGGGCGCGCCCCGCUCGCGCCGCGCCUCCUCCGGCCGCCGUGGGUCCCGGGGCGGAGACGGCGGCGCAGCCCGGACCUGCAUGCGACGCGCAGCGACGCCGCGGCCGCCAGCCUCCCCGCGGCGCGCGCCCCGGCGGAGAGCAGCUCCCGGGCGCGGGUCCCGACCUCCAGGACUGCGGGGCUUCCCCGGGCGCGGGCCCCGCACCCGUCCCCGCACCCGUCCCUGUCCGCUGAGCCCGCUGUGCAGGAAGCCACCCUCGGCGCGGCGGGCGGGAUGGCCGGCUCGGCCCGGGAGCACCUGCUCUUCGUGCGGCGGCGGAGCCCCCAGAUGCGCUACACGCUGAGCCCCGAGAACCUGCAGAGCCUGGCCCAGGGCGCCAGGCCCGAGAACAUGGCCCUGCAGCGGGCCAACAGCGACACGGACCUGGUGACCUCGGAGAGCCGCUCCAGCCUCACGGCCAGCAUGUACGAGUACACGCUGGGCCGCGCCCAGAACCUCGUCCUCUUCUGGGACAUCAAGGAGGAGGUGGACCCCAGCGACUGGAUCGGGCUGUACCACAUCGAUGAGAAUUCUCCAGCUAACUUCUGGGAUUCUAAAAACAGGGGCGUGACUGGCACCCAGAAAGGCCAGCUCGUGUGGAGGAUUGAGCCGGGGCCCUACUUCAUGGAACCGGAGAUAAAAAUCUGCUUCAAGUACUACCACGGCAUCAGCGGGGCCCUGCGAGCCACCACGCCCUGCAUCACCGUCAGGAACCCGGCUGUGAUGAUGGGGGCAGAAGGUGCGGAAGGAGGUGCGUCCGGAAGCCCGCAUUCCCGGAAGCUCGUCAGCUUCACGCUGUUCGAUCUCAGAGCUGUUGGGCUAAAGAAAGGGAUGUUCUUCAACCCGGACCCUUACCUGAAGAUGUCCAUCCAGCCGGGGAAGAAGAGCAGCUUCCCCACGUGCGCCCACCACGGCCAGGAGAGGCGGUCCACCAUCAUCAGCAACACCACCAACCCCAUCUGGCACCGAGAGAAAUACUCCUUUUUUGCACUUGUUACCGAUGUCUUAGAAAUUGAGAUCAAAGACAAAUUCGCCAAGAGCCGUCCUAUCAUCAAGCGUUUCCUGGGGAAGCUGACCAUCCCCGUGCAGCGGCUGCUGGAGCGCCAGGCCAUCAGCGACCAGAUGCUGAGCUACAGCCUCGGCAGAAGGCUGCCCGCCGACCACGUGAGCGGGUACCUCCAGUUCAAAGUGGAGGUUACGUCCUCGCUGCACGAAGAUGCUUCCCCGGAGGCCGUGGGCUCGAUGCUGGGGGCCGGCUCCGUGAACGGAGACCUGGGCAGCCCUUCUGACGAGGAGGAGGUGCCCGGGGCCCACCCCGACGGCCCGGCCUGCCCCAACGGGCCGGCGUCCGAGGACAGCGCCGAGGGCACGCCCAAGCACUCCCUCAGGACCAGCUCCGCCCUGGACGGGGACGCCGAGGACCUGACCUCCAUGUCCUCCCGGAGCUCGCCGCCCCGCGGGCGCCAGGCUUCCCUCCACGACUACCUGGACGCCGGGGGCCACGACGGCCCUGCCCGGCCGGGCCCCGCGCCCGGCGCCGCCGCCGAGCGGCCCGCGGGGGCCUCCCCGAAGCUGAGGAGCAGCUUCCCCACGGACACCAGGCUCAGCGCCAUGCUCCACAUCGACUCGGACGAGGAGGACCACGAGCUGCCGCCCGGCCUGGGCUCCCCGUCGUCCCCGGAGGACGAGGGGGGCCUGAUCAUGUUCGGGGGGCCGCCGAGGACCGACGACGCCGGCAGCCUGUCCUCGCAGACGAAGCUGGAGGACAGCCCGCCAGAGGCCGAGGAGGGCCCCACGCAGGAGGCCGCCUCCCCGGAGGGGAAGCCGGAGGGGCCCCCGGAGCUGGCCGAGGGCCCCUCCCCGGCAGGCCCUGCCCCGGGGGAGAGCGGAGAAGAUGGGCCGGCGUCUCAGGCCGGCGCCGACCCGGACCCGGACGACGGCACGGAGCCCUGCGGCUCCCAAGAGGCGGACCCCACCCCGCGGGGGGCAGACGCGGGCCCCCCCGACACGCCGGGAGGAAGCCAGCGGGCCGCCAGCGAGGCCGAGUCCCUGGACCAGGGCUCCGAGCCCUCCCAGGUGUCCUCGGAGACGGAGCCCAGCGACCCCGCCCGGACCGAGAGCGUGAGCGAGGCCAGCACCCGGCCCGAGGGCGAGAGCGACGCGGAGGGCGCCGACAGCUCCUGCCACGAGAGCGCCGCCACGCAGCUGUCCUCCGUGGACACGCGCUGCUCCUCCUUCCCCGACACCCCCACCUUCUCCUCCCAGGAGGAGGAGGAGGACAGGGCCUGCGCGGGGGAGCCCCCCGGCGGCGGCGGCCCCGCCCCCCGGGGGCCGCAGGAGGCCUCGUGCGCGCCCGGCUCCCUGCCCGCCGUGCACAUGCCCAGCGCCGAGGAGGAGGGGCCCGGGGGGGAGCCCGCCCCCUUCCCCGACCAGGACCGGGACGGGGACCGGGACCGGGACCAGGACCAGGACGAGGGCGCGGAGGUCUGGCAGCGGAGGGGCAGCCUCGAGGGAGCGGCCGCCCCCGUGGAGAGCCAGCCCCAGGAAGAGGGCGAUGCCAGCGGUGCCCCGGGGGCUGGUGAAGGGGCCGCCGCCCAGGAGGAGGGCGCCACUGGAGGUGCCCAGGCCAACGGCCACCAGCCCCUGCGCUCGCUGCCGUCCGUGCGCCAGGAUGUCAGCCGGUACCAGCGGGUGGACGAGGCGCUCCCACCGAACUGGGAGGCGCGCAUCGACAGCCACGGCAGGAUCUUCUAUGUGGACCACGUGAACAGGACCACGACGUGGCAGCGGCCCACGGCGCCCCCCGCCCCGCAGGUGCUGCAGAGGUCCAACUCCAUCCAGCAGAUGGAGCAGCUGAACCGCAGGUACCAGAGCAUCCGCAGAACCAUGACGAACGAGAGGCCCGAGGAAAACGCCAGCGCCCUCGAUGGGGCCGGGGAGGAGGCCGACUUCCACCAAGCCAGCGCAGACUUCCGCCGUGAGAACGUCCUGCCGCACUCUACCUCCAGAUCCAGGCUCACGUUGCUGUUACAGUCUCCCCCUGUGAAGUUCCUCAUCAGCCCCGAGUUCUUCACCGUGCUACACUCGAACCCCAGUGCCUAUCGCAUGUUUACAAACAACACGUGUUUGAAGCACAUGAUCACCAAAGUCCGGCGGGACACCCACCACUUUGAACGCUACCAGCACAACCGGGACCUUGUGGGAUUUCUCAACAUGUUCGCCAACAAGCAGCUGGAGCUGCCCAGGGGCUGGGAAAUGAAGCACGACCAUCAGGGCAAGGCGUUCUUUGUUGACCACAACUCCCGGACCACCACGUUCAUCGACCCCCGGCUCCCCCUGCAGAGCAGCAGGCCCACGAGCGCGCUGGUGCACCGGCAGCACCUGACCCGGCAGCGCAGCCACAGCGCGGGCGAGGUAGGAGAGGAUACGAGGCACGCGGGGCCGCCCGUCCUUCCCAGGCCGUCCAGCACCUUCAACACCGUCAGCCGGCCGCAGUACCAGGACAUGGUUCCAGUGGCUUACAAUGACAAGAUUGUUGCAUUUCUGCGCCAACCCAAUAUCUUUGAAAUUCUACAGGAGCGUCAGCCUGAUCUCACCAGGAACCACUCACUCAGGGAGAAGAUCCAAUUUAUUCGAACGGAAGGGACCCCAGGAUUGGUGCGUCUUUCAAGUGAUGCAGACCUUGUGAUGUUGCUGAGUUUAUUUGAAGAAGAGAUAAUGUCUUAUGUGCCUCCGCAUGCCUUACUCCACCCCAGCUACUGUCAGUCCCCGCGCGGCUCCCCCGUGUCCUCUCCCCAGAACUCGCCAGGUACACAGCGUGCCAAUGCCCGGGCACCAGCCCCUUACAAGCGAGACUUUGAAGCCAAGCUGAGGAACUUUUACAGGAAGUUGGAGACGAAAGGAUAUGGACAAGGCCCAGGGAAGUUAAAGUUAAUCAUCAGAAGAGAUCACUUACUCGAAGAUGCUUUUAAUCAGAUCAUGGGCUACUCCCGAAAAGACCUGCAGAGGAACAAGCUGUACGUCACCUUCGUCGGGGAGGAAGGGCUGGAUUACAGCGGACCUUCCAGAGAGUUCUUCUUCCUGGUGUCCAGAGAACUCUUUAACCCAUAUUAUGGCUUAUUUGAAUAUUCGGCCAAUGACACCUACACAGUGCAAAUAAGUCCCAUGUCUGCCUUCGUGGACAAUCACCAUGAAUGGUUCCGGUUCAGCGGUAGGAUCCUGGGUCUCGCACUGAUACACCAGUACCUGCUGGAUGCCUUCUUCACCCGGCCCUUCUACAAGGCUCUCCUCAGAAUUCUGUGUGACCUGAGUGACCUCGAGUACCUGGAUGAAGAGUUCCAUCAGAGCCUGCAGUGGAUGAAGGACAACGACAUCCAUGACAUCCUGGACCUCACCUUCACUGUGAACGAAGAAGUCUUCGGGCAGAUCACGGAGCGCGAGUUGAAGCCCGGGGGCGCCAACAUCCCUGUCACGGAGAAGAACAAGAAGGAGUACAUCGAGAGGAUGGUGAAGUGGCGGAUCGAGCGCGGCGUGGUGCAGCAGACGGAGAGCCUGGUGCGCGGCUUCUACGAGGUGGUGGAUGCCAGGCUGGUCUCUGUGUUCGAUGCGAGGGAACUGGAGCUGGUCAUCGCGGGCACCGCCGAAAUCGACCUGAGUGACUGGAGGAACAACACCGAGUACAGAGGAGGGUACCACGACAAUCACAUUGUAAUCCGGUGGUUCUGGGCGGCCGUGGAGAGAUUCAACAACGAGCAGCGGCUGCGGCUGUUGCAGUUCGUGACGGGCACAUCCAGCAUUCCCUAUGAAGGCUUCGCUUCUCUCCGAGGGAGCAAUGGCCCCAGAAGGUUCUGUGUGGAAAAGUGGGGGAAAAUCACCGCGCUUCCCAGAGCUCACACGUGUUUCAACCGCCUGGACCUCCCCCCGUACCCCUCGUUCUCCAUGCUGUAUGAGAAGCUCCUGACAGCCGUCGAAGAGACCAGCACCUUUGGACUUGAGUGAGCAGAGCCCGGUGCCCAGCUGCGUGGGGACAGGCGGGCUGGGAAGCCGCCCUCCCAGGAUGGCCUGUCACCGGAGGGUCAGAGUGUGCUAUCAUCCGAGGGACGCCAUCGCUGGACAGGUCUAAGCCACGUUUGGGGACGGGCUCGUGGUGAGGAGUCCUUUCUGAAGGAUGGGGAUGAGCGUGAUGCCCGGGGGACGGCCCACCAGCCUUUCCAUCAGCAGGCCCUGACUGCCACCCUUCUUCCCGUUCGUGGGCUCCAAGACCAAGAUGAACCUGAGUGAGGUCAGCUCAAGGUCACUGUGCAGAGACUCGGGAGAACCUCAAAACUUAACCUUGGACGUGGUUCAAGCCAAACGGGCAGCCCUUGACCCGCUCUCCAAAUGAGUGCGAGCUCAAUAACGGAAUAAAAACGCGUGUAUUUCCCCGAAAGUACCUUUGUGGGGGACCCAGGUUAUCACAGAACGUUCCUUUUCUUGCUUACGUGUGCCUGCAUGGUGUGCACGUGGGUUUUGGCUUCCACAGGACCCGAGUGGAAAUGAAACCAAGUCAACGUGAGGCAACUCAAAAGGUUUGCUCUUGAGUGGUCUGUGACGAGGGAUAUGCAGAGUGGUCUGUGUGUCCUCAUGGCUGGGGACAAACUGUUCUACAGUGAACUCCUCCCGGCAGAUUUACGCUUUCUAAUGCAUGGGAACUAUGUUAAAUAGCUAGCGACUAACUCACAGCAUAUCAGGAAAAAGUCCACGGUGAGUUCUGCUCCCUUUUUUUUUUUUGUAGGUUCAUGCUAUUUAUGUUCUUCAAGGUGUGUACAGGAGCCUACCUGUCCUGCGGUCUGUGGCGCCCGACCCAUUUCCAUGUUCCAUGCUUACAUGGGCGUCAUGCUAGUCGGUCUCCUUUUAAGCCACUGUCCAGGGAACCAAAGGGCCUUUGAUUUUUAUAAAGGUACAAAACAACCCCCCCGAAAUAUUUUGCACUGAACGUACCAAAGUUGAAGGGACACUACAAGAUAACUGACAGCAGCUCCAUCAUCUGGCAAGUAUAACAGCUUCGAACUCAGACUUCUCCACAGUGCCAUGUCUACCACUCCAGGACUGUGCAUCUCCAGUAAUAAUUUUUUUUAAGACUCACGGUAUGUGAUCAUACACUAUGCAUUUAUUUAAAAUGCAUUAGACUCUUCCAUCCAUCAGAUACUUCACAGGAUGGCAUUUAAUAAAGAUAUUUCGUACCCCCCCCCCUUGCUCUUUAUUUGCACAGCAUCAUGACACCCCACGCUCACUGAGGGAGCCAUCAGCAGCACCUGAGGGGUCAGCUCUCUGUAGUAACAGGAAUUCUGCUCCCUCGGCAGUCGAGGACGUCACAGACAAAAGCCCUCAGCCCUCGGUACUCUGUUUCCAAGCCUGCGUUUUCGCUGAUGCUCAGAUUCCUCUUUGACAUAAGGAAAUGGGCCUCCGAGGGCACCUCGGAUGCUGCACGACCUCACUAACGUUACACUGGCUUAGUUUUAUCAGAGGCGUCCUUUGCUUCUGCUGCUUUUGGGUUUUUCCCACAUGGUGGUUUAUUCCUGGACGGAUGGCCAUAACUCACCAGAGGCUCAUACAGUGACGUUACUUUAUGAAUAAUAAACGCAUUGGUUUAACACUGGUUUGCCAGCUUAUGGUUUUACAGCACGGCACAGCCACUUCUCUGAGCUACAAGGAGCCGUGGGGUCCUCGUGAUGGGAUGUUGGCGGUCUUACACUUUAUAAAGGUCACGGGCAUGGGUUUUGUAGGUUUUAAGACUGAUUCUCCCUCCUCCCGUCCCCCCUCCCUCCGCCUCCCAUUGGGUAAGCUGCAUUUACUGCUGGAGUCUCCAGAGGAAAACCACUCAGGCUGUGUUCCUGCACCGAAGGCAGAUGCUGCUGUGCGGGGAAUGUUCUGGAAAAAGACCCCCAGAGCUCGUGCGUGGGAAAGGGCCAGAAACAGGGAAGAGAAAACAAUUUUAACUGGAGCUGUUAGUGUGUAUUUAUUGAUCAUGAAUGUAAGCAUUUUUAAUUUUGCAAAUUAUUUUUACUUGUUUAUAUGUUUUCAUUAUAAGGGAAAUAAUAUAUACUUUAUUUAAAAAACGACUUUUUUUAUGGUAAUGUGAUGUUUCAGAGCUGGCAUUCUCUGAACAGCUGAAACCGAAGGUUGCAUUUCUUUCAAAAAAUACAUUCACAGACCAUGUGAGCUUUCAUUUUGGUCUGUGACACUGUUACCCUACUACACAUUAUCAGGUAAAAGAAAUUGGAAGUAAAGUGUAUCUCUUUAAUUAUUUCUAACAAAUAUACUUAUUUGUCAGGGGUGUCCAACUUCUCAUAUAACAGGAUAAGCAUCUAGCUGCUACUGUUCUCAGAACUGGGGAUUCUCAAAGUUGUCCUUAGCCUAUCAAAACACUGUGGUCCCUGGCCUAUUUUUCUUCACUAG